CUUCUUCCUAAUAGCGGAGAAGAAAGAGUAAAAUUGAACCCGAGAGUAGGGGAGAAACCUGUACAGAUGCUCUGGUCUCCGUCAAAACAUGGAAUGAAGUAUAUUCCCCAUUUCCCAUCCUCCCAAAUAUUCUUAUUCAGAGAUUUGAGAGCUUUUUUAUAAACACUUACUUUCCAGAAAGCAUUCAUCUCUUCGCUUUUUCGAAGGGCGUAUGAGGGUAUCAUCAUUUUAACGUCGUUUCGCCGGAAUAUUUGAUCUCCGAACCGGACGGAUCAUGAAGUUCUGGAAGAUCCUCAGCAACCUGAUCGAGCAGACUUUACCCGAUUGGCAGGAUAAGUUCCUUUCCUACAAAGAUUUGAAAAAACAGCUGAAGCUUAUAUGCCCAAAAGAUGGCGACGUUCUGCCCACCAAACGCCCGAAAUUGGAUGGCGAGGCGGAGCUCACCAAAGAGGUUAAUGACUUUCUUAAGCUUCUGGAAGUCGAGAUAGACAAGUUUAACUCUUUUUUUGUUGAGAAGGAAGAAGAAUAUGUCAUCAAAUUGAAGGAGUUGCAAGAUAGAGUUUCUAAGGCUAAGGAUUCAAAUGAAGAAUUGGUGACAGUAGGGAGGGAAAUAGUGGAUUUUCAUGGAGAGAUGGUUUUGCUAGAGAACUAUAGUGCACUUAAUUACACAGGUCUGGUGAAGAUAAUAAAGAAAUAUGAUAAGCGAACUGGUGCAUUAGUUCGCUUGCCUUUUAUCCAAGAGGUCCUGAACCAACCCUUCUUCAAAAUUGAUGUGCUUGACAAACUUGUAAAGGAGUGUGAGGUGAUGCUAGGUUAUAUUUUUCCCAAAAGUGAGGCUCCUGGUGAAUCCUCUUCCUUUGGGGAGGAAGAUGGGUGUGGUUCCAUGACAGGGACUGGAAACGAAAAUAAAGAGACACUGAAGCAGGCUCCCAAGGAACUUGCUGAAAUCGAGCACAUGGAGAACGUGUACACCAAGCUAACUUUACAAGCGCUCCGGACUUUAGAUGAGAUUCGUGGUGGAAGCUCUACUGUGAGCAUCUUCUCAUUGCCUCCUUUGCACAAAAAGUUUUUGGAGGAGGAUUGGAAGAAAAUCACUGCUCUUGAGCAAGAAGCCAAGUAAAUUCAUCAACAUAGUUUUCCAUGGUAAGAACCCGCCCAAAAUGAAAUUUGGAGAGACAAGCAUUCUUGCCGCAAUCAAGACAUCAACAUAUCCUCCUCCUGUAGAUUCCAUUUGAAUUUGUUAGUUUGCAAGGAUGGUAAUAUAUGCUUGUGACUUUUUGUUAUGCCUUCUCUCUCUCGAUUGACCUUUUGUUAUGCUUCCUAAUCUGGGGUAUUGUGCUUUAUUUGUGCCAGUUGUUAAAUAUCCUUAUCUAAUGGAAAGUAAAUAAGAAUAUGGAUGCGCUCAUAUUUCAUUUUCA
Molecule: messenger RNA, 1418 nt
Organism: Prosopis cineraria
Lineage: Eukaryota; Viridiplantae; Streptophyta; Magnoliopsida; Fabales; Fabaceae
Product: SPX domain-containing protein 1-like
Exons: 3
Coding region: 275-1120 (281 amino acids)
Biological process (GO): cellular response to phosphate starvation
Source: RefSeq, a predicted model, not a curated record